Messenger RNA from Oldenlandia corymbosa var. corymbosa, 1749 nucleotides. The record is from the annotation of a GenBank genome assembly. Lineage: Eukaryota; Viridiplantae; Streptophyta; Magnoliopsida; Gentianales; Rubiaceae.
AUGGGUUCUCAUCAUAGUAGUCUCUUCAUCAUCAUCAUCAUCCUGUUAUUCUCAUCACUAUUAGUAUCCAUGACUGCAUCGUCGUGUGUGCCCACUGACGCAGGCCCUGUUGUCAAGACCACGCCUUUGGUGUCUUUUCUCGAACGCCUUCAAGAAUUAGCGUUUCAGACGUACGGCCCGAAGAAUUUCGACCCGAAAUUAUACGUGGAUAUGUCAUUGAAACAGAGCCUGGAGAAAACAGAGGAAGGUUUUCGGAGUCUUGUGAAAAGUGGGAACGGGUCGGUUUCGGUGGCCGACCUGGACGGGUUUGUGAAGGAAUACAUGGAGGGUGCUGAUGAGGAUUUGGUGUAUUCGGAGCCGGUGGAUUUUGUGGAUGUUCCGGACGGGUUUUUGCCGGGGGUUUUGAAUGCGGAGAUAAGGGAUUGGGCGUUGGAGGUUCAUUCUCUGUGGAAGAAUUUGACCAGGAAAGUUUCGGAGCGGGUUUUGGAGAAGCCGGAUUUCCACACUUUGUUGCCGUUGAAGGAGGCGGUGAUCGUUCCGGGAUCCAGAUUCCGGGAAGUUUACUACUGGGAUUCUUACUGGGUAAUCAGGGGCUUAUUAGCCAGCAAAAUGUAUGAAACAGCAAAAGGAAUUGUGGCUAACCUUAUUUCCUUGAUUAAUCAAUAUGGCUACGUUCUUAAUGGUGCCAGGGCAUAUUACACUAACAGGAGCCAGCCUCCACUGUUGACCUCCAUGGUAUUUGACAUAUACAAUCGCACAGGAGACAUCCAAUUUCUCCGAAAUUCUCUUCCUCCAUUACUCACUGAAUAUGAGUUUUGGAACUCGGGAAUACACAGGGUGACUAUUAAGGAUUCAAAAGGAGAGAUACACAAUUUAAAUAGGUAUUACGCACAAUGGAAUACGCCCAGGCCAGAGUCUUCCACAAUAGACAAAGAAACAGCUUCAAAACUCCCAAAUGAUUGUGAGAAAACACAGCUUUACCGAGAAUUGGCAUCUGCUGCUGAGUCUGGAUGGGAUUUCAGCACUAGAUGGAUGAGGAAUGGAUCUGAUCUAACAACGUUGUGGAUUACGAGUAUAGUCCCUGUGGAUUUGAAUGCAUUCAUUCUUAAGAUGGAACUUGACAUUGCAUUUCUGGCUAAUGUAAUUGGAGAAAAAAGCACAGCUGAGAGAUUCAGAGAAGCUUCCUUAACCAGGCAGAAAGCAAUGAAUUCAAUAUUAUGGAACAAAGAAAUGGGCCAAUGGCUUGAUUACUGGCUUACCAAGGGUAAUACCCCCAAGGAUGGUGAUUUUUACAAUUGGGAAGCUUCAAACCAAAACAAGCAACCAUUUGCUUCAAACUUUAUCCCAUUGUGGAUCAGCUUGUUUCAUUCAGUGAUGGAAAGUUUUCAAGCUUCUGGCUUGCUUCAGCCUGCAGGGAUUGCAACUUCUCUCACAAAUUCAGGGCAACAAUGGGAUUUCCCAAAUGGAUGGGCUCCUCUUCAGCAGAUGAUUGCUGAGGGACUAGCUAAUUAUGGAACAGAGGAGUCAAAAUCAUUAGCUCAAGAGAUUUCUUCAAGAUGGAUCAGAACCAAUUAUGUAGCUUUCAAGAAGACAGGCACAAUGCAUGAAAAGUAUGAUGUUGAAAAGUGCGGAUCUUAUGGUGGUGGUGGGGAAUAUACUCCUCAAACGGGUUUUGGGUGGUCAAACGGAGUGGUAUUGGCAUUUUUAGAGCAGUUUGGAUGGCCUAAAGACAUGAAGGUUGAUUGCUAA